UACCAGAGGUCAAGUCAGUUCGCGAGACGUUGCCGUGUAGUUGUGUUCGCGGCAGUUCGUAGUGAUAGUGUUUCCCCGAAUCAUUCGCCAACUUUAUAGUUUGGAUACUUGUGUAGUGCCAGGUGAUUGGGAGUAUUCGAAGUGUGAUUGUUCUUUCUUGGAACUCCGCGUGUUUUCCGCAUCAGGAAACUCUAGUUGACGAGGUCGCGCCAAAUAUGACGCAGACGAAGUUUGAGGUUUGUUAGUGUGCUGUAGUGUUUCGAUGUAGUGAUGCGACUUUAGAUGGAGUUUAUGUGCCACAGAUUCCUUGUGUGAUAUCUAGAUCCUUCCGUCAUGUUUACAUCCUGAAAUUAUUUCUCUUUCGUCUAACUUCACUUUACUAUUGAGCCAUGUUUGCUAACAAAAACGAUUCGACACCGAUCUGUCGGUGCCGGGUCCUCUAUCUUGGAUCCGCUGUCCCUCACGUCACGAAAGACGGCCUUCAAGGGAUUCAAGAGCCUUUGCGUGAACUUUAUCCCGAGCAAGGAGCUCUCGGAGCUAGAGGAAUAGAUUCUUGGCUCAGCGUUUGGAGCAACGGUCUUCUGUUGGAAAAUGUUGACGAAAACCACAAGAAAGUUACACGAUUUUUUCCUAUCGAUACCCUUCACUAUUGCGCGGCUGUUCGUUACGUACUCGUCCCGGAAAAGAAUUCGGUAUCGUCUUCGACCCAGCCUAGAUUCCUUCCCCUAGACUCGCCUUUCGCUCGUUCCCCGAAUCCGCAUCACCCUCCUCUCUUCGCGGCUAUUUUGCGGAGGACGACCGGAAUCAAAGUGCUAGAAUGCCACACUUUUAUUUGUAAGAGGGAGACAGCAGCUAACGCUCUAGUACGUUGUUGUUUUCACGCAUAUGCGGAUUCGUCUUAUGCUAGGCAUAUAGAUUCGGGUGGAAAUGCUGGAAGUGUGUACGGAACCCUCAGAAACUACAAUCAACCGAUAGUAAACUCUAAUAGUAUAGAGAAGGUGGAAGGAUGGCGCCGUAUGGCUUCGCAGCCAACGACUAGCGGCAGUAUUCUUACACUGAACAGCGCAAUGCAGCAUCAGAAUGGCAACGACACUCUAGGAUCCAACCCAGACAACUCUAACUCCGUUGAUGACAUCUCCAUCUACAACGGAGACGAAAACCAUAAGAUCUGGGCAGGAAGUACAAGGGAUAUAUCGACCUCCGAUCGUGAGGGAAACUACGGAGAAUACGGCGGAAGUACAAUGCGAAGCACAAGAUCUAUGAGGCCAAGACAAAUAAUAAACGCUCCUCCACCACCUCCUCCUCCACUCAAAGAAGAAAAAGGGAAGAAAAGUGGCAAAGACAAAGACAGGAGAAAGAAAAAAACCGGUAGCAAAGAAGAAAUGUGUGUAAUGAACGGGUCACUCAUGCGACCUCAACCCGGCAUGCGAUCACAAAGCUCGAUGAGUGGAACUAUGAUGAAAGGAGGCACAAUGGGUUAUCCGAACCACGUCUACUCUAAUGGGACGAUUUUGAGGCCGGUCUCAUCUCAAGUUAUGAACGGAUACCCUCCUCCUCCCCCUCCACCACCGGUUUUGAUGGUGCCCACCACGUUACCUCAUCCACGACGAAUGGUUGCCGGCACGUUUUCGCAUCGUCCAAAUAAAUCUCGGGGUAUGAUGAUGCCUCCUCGGCCUCAUAUGCUUCCCCCUAACUUCGUUCCCAUGCCUCCUCAUCCGGUUUACAUGCAAUCAGGAAGGAAGAUGUCAAAACAUUGGCCAGUCGCCAUGGAAGAGCCUAUAUACAUGCCGUCGACGCGACCGCUGAGUCCCGUAGCGUCCUACCAGCCGGGACAUUUUCCUCACGAAGCCUACUUGAUGCAGCAAUAUGCUACGAUGGACGUAAAAUCGAAAAAGAAGGUAAAAGACAGCAAAAACAAAAAGUCAAUUCCAAUAUUGGUGAACGGCCAACGCAUGGAUGACGAUGACGAUCCUGAAAGCCCGUUUGACGCAGAAAUAUAUAGACGAAAUGUAAAAGAAAGCAAGCGUAGCAAGAAAAAUUCCACAAGCCAAAAUGGUGACCAUCGUCCGGACGAUGAGGAUGAAUCUCCUUUCAACACGGCGAUGUAUCGCAGGAAGAGCAAAGGAUCCAAGGGCGACAAGAAAAAAGAUGGCGAUCAAGAGGACGAUGAUGAGAAUGAAUCCCCUUUUAACACCGGAAUCUACCGAAGGAAAGGUCACCUUAACGAAAGGGCCUUCUCGUAUUCUAUAAGACAGGAACACAGAUCGAGAUCGUACGGAUCACUAGCAAACCUGAAGUUUGCACCUCCUCCAGUGGUACCCAACGGUGGAGGGCCAUCUUCUGAUUCGCACUACUACGGAGGAUCCAUAGACAAGGAGGAAGUGAAGAAGGAACGUGAGAUCAUGCAGAUGAUGCAGGACCUGGACCUCUCAGGAGAUGAGCUGGAGAGAUCUGAAGUCCCGGCUGCUGUCUACCAACAGGCUCGUCAUCGACCCUCCAGCGGCCGUAGAUAGAUGACCAACAGCUGUACUAUAUCAUCGUACUUCUCAUCUUUUCUGAACUUCUUAGUCUUGGCUCCAGCUGGCUCCUAUAAUCUUUCAGGUUUUCAAAAGAAAAGUCAGCUCAAACCAUUUAACACAGUAAAUAUAUUUCUCUGCGUCCUAUACGCUAUAAAAUGAAUUUUUUAAACUUUGAAUAUAUUUAUGUAUAGUCAAUUUAUUGCCCAUGUAUAAUUAAUAGCUCAUACAUUUCGAUUACAUGACAUUAAAUCGAAUAUUUAGUUUUAGACUAUGUAUAAAACUAGGUAAAUAUAUAUUAUUGUUGUCUCUUGGGUUGUGACCACUGUCUAUUCAGAAAAUGCAUAUAGAACUGAAUAAUGACAUUUUGUACUCAAACGUUGAAGAUCUAUCUUAGAAAGUUGUUUUCUUCACUUAAACCGUAUCGAUAAGGUCUUGUUAUCUAUUGUACAGUAACAUGUAAAAAUUGUUAUUAGUUAUGAUUGGAAUGUAUUAUACGAAUGUUACUUUUUUAUCCGCUUCUAUGCUAUGAUCAUGUUUCUUUCAUUGUAUUAGUGUUAUCAAAUUGACUCUUAGGUUUUAACAUUUAUCGUACAGUAAUAAUGAUAUAGGUUAGAAUGUGAUAAAUAUAGUAUCAUCGCUAUAUUAUGUAGUUGAUAUGAAGAGUUUUAAAGAGGAUAUUAUACUUUUAAAUGUUAUUCGAGAGAUUUUAAGACUCUCGUCAUACAGUACGUUCAAUAGAACGUAUGCAGUGCGUGGCGCAGGCGCUGUCAAUGUGCCCGCGCAAAGCUCUGGCGGGGUGGGACUAUCUGCUUCUUUACCAAUUUUUCAAUAUAAAGAGUGUAAAGAUAUGUUUCCGUAUAAAGUAUUAUUCAAUAAAUGUAUUCACUAAUGUAUCGUAUGAUCUUUAAAGUGAUUCAUUUACUUGCAACAACAAAUCAAAUAUGGGUUAUCGUGUACGGUUGUCACACAUUUCACAGUUAUGUAGUUAUCUUUAGAAAAAUUGAUGAUGGAUAAUACUAUUUCAACACUAAUUUUCCGUUCUACAGUGUAAUUUCAAGGUCGAGCAUUUGCAAUUUUGAGACACUCUGUGCAUUUAUAACCCAAAUUAUCGAAUAUUCCGCGCUAUGAAAAUGUUCAAUCGAGUCCAAAAUAUUUUCAGUGGUCAUAGAAAAUCAACAAUACAUGCUAAUUCGAUCAGUAAUUUGUGGGAUUUAACAUACUUAACUGUAUUCAAACUGAAACAAGACCCUUGAUUUUAUAAUUUCCGAACAACUUUAUGGAUGCUUACUCUUGUAAAUGAAAUACCCACAUCCGAUGUUAAUUAGAUUUUUCUGCUACUACAUAAUGGGUUGACAUUGGCCAUGGAAUUUAACUUUUUCCCCCAUUUUCCCUUUUAACCAAGUCAACAUUUUCUACUUGGUGUCUACACAACACUUUUCAUAUGUGAUAUGUUUCUAUAAAGCAUACAAGUACGCCUGUUGUGAUUGCCAACUCGUCGAUUCAAGUUUUCAAUCUGAAAGAAACCAUCAUUUUGUAUCCCGUUUAAUUUUCACGUAAGAGGUAGGCAUCCAUCAGGUUACAAUUUCUAGUCUCCAUAGCCCCGAACCAAAGUUUUGUACGAGAGGUGCUAGGUACUCAUCUGUCAUUGCUCAAAUAAGCGAUGUACCAUUUUAUACUAGAAGUAAGCUUAUAUCUAACUCGAGUGUAGAGGUGGCCCUGUGCCUCCAGUGCCAUUGUAUGAAGAUUCGCAUCAUAUUCGGCUUGUAGGAGAAUGUGUUUUAGAUUUGUACAUAGUAUAAUCGAAUCAUUGUAUUUCGUGGAUUGAAGAUGUUAUGUCUUACGAAAGAAGGCAGUUUACCUUUGUAUUUAGAGGUUGUUACUUUAUCGUAGUUGAAUUGCAAGAUCGAAUAGGAAUAUGAAUCGAACUUACCUUUGACUUGUCAAGAAUGUGGAGAUUGCAUUUGAAUAUAUAUAAUGAUUAUCAUCAGAUAUGCAAUAUGUCUAUAGCGUGUAUAGCAUAAAUUCUAUAACAAAAUAAUUGAGCUAUUAUUUCUGUUAUGAUAACCAAUAAAUUUAUUAUAUAAAA
Messenger RNA from Macrosteles quadrilineatus (aster leafhopper), 4605 nucleotides. RefSeq lists its product as uncharacterized. The transcript is spliced from 2 exons. NCBI's taxonomy places the organism in Eukaryota, Metazoa, Arthropoda, Insecta, Hemiptera, Cicadellidae. The record is from RefSeq and is a predicted model, not a curated record. The coding region runs from base 390 to 2513 and encodes 707 amino acids.